Molecule: messenger RNA, 1562 nt
Organism: Enhydra lutris kenyoni (northern sea otter)
Lineage: Eukaryota; Metazoa; Chordata; Mammalia; Carnivora; Mustelidae
Product: gap junction protein beta 6
Exons: 2
Coding region: 46-831 (261 amino acids)
Biological process (GO): cell communication
Cellular component (GO): connexin complex
Source: RefSeq, a predicted model, not a curated record
AUUGUGGACCCCGGCCUCAGUCCCUUGGAGCAGGAAUAAGCCAACAUGGACUGGGGUACCCUACACACUUUCAUCGGGGGUGUAAACAAACACUCCACCAGCAUUGGAAAGGUAUGGAUCACCGUCAUCUUCAUUUUCCGUGUCAUGAUCCUUGUAGUGGCUGCUCAAGAAGUGUGGGGUGAUGAGCAGGAAGAUUUUGUUUGCAACACUCUGCAACCAGGAUGCAAAAAUGUAUGCUAUGACCACUUUUUUCCUGUGUCCCACAUCCGGCUGUGGGCUCUGCAACUCAUCUUUGUCUCCACCCCGGCCCUGUUAGUAGCCAUGCAUGUUGCCUACUACAGACAGGAGGCCGCCCGCAAAUUUAGGCGAGGAGAGAAAAGAAAUGAAUUCAAAGACUUAGAAGACAUUAAAAAGCAGAAGGUUCGGAUAGAGGGGUCCCUGUGGUGGACGUACACCAGCAGUAUCUUCUUCCGAAUCAUCUUUGAAGCAUCCUUUAUGUACGUGUUUUACUUCCUUUACAAUGGGUACCAUCUGCCUUGGGUAUUGAAAUGUGGGAUUGACCCUUGCCCCAACCUUGUCGACUGCUUUAUCUCUAGACCUACUGAGAAAACUGUGUUUACCAUUUUUAUGAUUUCUGCGUCUGUGAUUUGCAUGCUGCUUAAUGUGGCCGAGUUGUGUUACCUGUUGCUGAAAGUAUGUUUUAGGAGAUCAAAAAGAACACAAACACAAAGAAAUCAUCCCAAUCACGCCCUAAAAGAGAGUAAGCAAAAUGAAAUGAACGAGCUGAUUUCAGAUAGUGGUCAAAAUGCCAUCACAGGCUUUCCCAAUUAAACAUUUCAAAGCACAACAUAGCUGACUCAUAACAAAAGUGGUGCCUUCUCCUGAAGGCAAUGCCUAUCUAAAAAUCUCUCCCAUAGGCUGAAGACUGUCUUUAUAAGUGCUUUCAUAAUACAUAGAUACUUGAGUUAACAUUUUGUAGAAUAAUUGUUCCAUUAAUAUGCAGCAAAAUCAAAUAUGUGGUCUAUCUCUGAAAACUAAGAAAGGAUUACAACUGUGCCUUGAAGUAACUUUAACAUGUUAUGUGGACUGUCUGACAUACUAGGUAUUUCCUGAAAAUUUAAACGUGUAAUUGUUGUUGAUAAAAAACAUUUACAUAGAAAUUAUACUUUGAUUAGUAAAAGAUAUUUUUAUAGGAUUGAAUGUUUUAGUUCUGACUUUGAAUUUAUAUAAAGUAUUUUUAUAAUGACUGGUCUUUCUUACAUGGGAAAACAUACGAUGUUAGUUUUAUAAUUAUGCCAUAAGUAUCUAAAAUUUGAACUUACAAAAGAUAUAUCUUAUUGUAAAUAGUGUUUUGCAUUGUCUGUUGACAAACUUAUGAACUAUCAUGAUACUCUUAAGGUGGAAAUUGUUCAUUGUAUAAAAUAUUUUAUUGCUUCCUGAAUGUAGACAGAACUGUAUGGAAGUAGGAAGCUUUUUAAAACUAGACACGUUGCAAUCAUUGUGAACAGCUGACAUGAAUGUGCUAACCUCAAUAAAGAUUAGCCCCAUUGCUUAUGCCUUCA